UUGCUCUUAGGUGAUUUUCAUCGUUGGAGACCUUGCAUUACACAGAACUCCAUAUAGGUAUCUCCAGUCAGAAAACAUCUUCAGAAGAAGCCUUCAGACUUCACCACCAGAAAGGCAGAGGUCCACUUUAGAGGUCACAUCAUCCUUCUUCCUGUGAAAAUAAUAUGAACCAGAAAGUGUUAGUUUUCCUUCUGCCAAAUUUUAUUUUUGGGAUAUUUCUUUUUGGGUUGUUCUGUAAAAGACAGAAAAACCUAACAGGUAUGUUUCUUAAUCCCACUGAAGACUGGCUGGCAGUUCAAAAUGAUCGCAAAAGCACACUGGCUUCUUUCUGCCAGAAGAACAACCUUCUGAAAUUAAGAAGCAAAUUGGAUUCUCGUGUUGCAAACCAGCUCUUUGUGGAGCACAAACAUAAGUUUAUCUACUGUGAGGUGCCCAAGGUAGGCUGCUCCAACUGGAAGAGAACUAUUUUUCUUCUUCAAGCAGACUUGAAUGCAGAAGCUUCUGAAAUUGAGCAUGACCACAUCCACCAAACCUCACUGAUCAAAAAGCUGGUGAGUUACCCUCCUGCCAUGCAAAAGGAAUUUCUGAACAAUUACACCAAAGUGAUGUUCACCAGACAUCCCUUGGAACGGCUGGUUUCAGCUUACAGAGACAAACUUCUGCACUCUGAGCCAUUCUACAGUAUCACUGUCGCUAACAGGAUCAGGGCAAUGUUCAGGAGAAACAAAAAUUCUUCUGAAAAAGUGAGUUUCCAGGAGUUUGUCAACUUCAUUAUAGCAAAGCCACCAAAUUCUCUUGACAUUCACUGGAGACCGAUGUUUCUGCUCUGUGAUCCUUGCAACAUUCACUAUGAUAUUCUGGGUAAGUACGAAACUCUUGUGUUAGAUUCUGAGCAUGUCCUGAAGGUCAUUGGAGCACCAGAGAGCCUGCACUUCCCCAGCUUGAAGAGGUAUGGCUCAGAGAAACGAACUAAUGGUGAUAUCACCUUGGAGUAUCUCAGGCAAUUGAACUCCAAGCAAAUUGAGAAGAUAAUAAAACUGUAUCAAAUGGAUUUUUUCUUGUUCAACUACACUAUGAAAUACGAGGAAUAUUUUUCCCUGAACAACUAACUAAUGGAGGUUAAAGAAAGAACAGUUUCCUUUGUACAAAAUAGCCUGAACUUGUCCUCACAGGUGUUUGAUAGGUGGGUUGGUGACUGACUGCUGCUAAGGUUUUACUGGUGUUUGGAGACACUGUUUAUCAUCCUAAGCACUCUUAGAACAAAUCCCUGCCUUGAGCUGUUGUACUGUGCAGUACUUUGCCUAUAUGAAAUUAUUGUCUACCU
Messenger RNA from Chaetura pelagica (chimney swift), 1324 nucleotides. Its product is annotated as carbohydrate sulfotransferase 9-like. Gene Ontology annotation, biological process: proteoglycan biosynthetic process; carbohydrate biosynthetic process. The record is from RefSeq and is a predicted model, not a curated record. NCBI's taxonomy places the organism in Eukaryota, Metazoa, Chordata, Aves, Apodiformes, Apodidae. Gene Ontology annotation, cellular component: membrane. The transcript is spliced from 3 exons. Gene Ontology annotation, molecular function: sulfotransferase activity. Bases 165 to 1109 code for a protein of 314 amino acids.